Paralichthys olivaceus (Japanese flounder) is the source of this 2573-nucleotide messenger RNA. It is a transcript of the gene paip1, whose product is annotated as poly(A) binding protein interacting protein 1. Gene Ontology annotation, molecular function: RNA binding; translation activator activity; protein binding. Lineage: Eukaryota; Metazoa; Chordata; Actinopteri; Pleuronectiformes; Paralichthyidae. Gene Ontology annotation, biological process: regulation of translational initiation. The record is from RefSeq and is a predicted model, not a curated record.
CGACAGACUGUUGUUAACGGAAGUGAACAGGAACAGGCUGUGUCGCUCUGUUAGUGUCCGAGCGAGGAAAAGCCACCAUGAAAGACAGAUAGAGCGAUUUUUACAAUAAGUGCGACGCUGAAAGACGAGUAAAGACGCAGUGCUUCCGCUGAGCAACAUUCCUCCAUCUUGUUGUCCGAUGCUGCUUUGAGAGUCGAGGCGGACACACGAGCGGUCAUGAAUCACAAUUUCGACCGAGCUCCCGGAGCGGGGAGAAGCUACAACCUUCCAGCGGACCCCGGGUUCGGGGCUGCGGGGGACGACGACACCAAGCCGCAGCUGUUCAACCAGAGGGGGCCGCUGAGACAACCGCGGUCCGUGCCGCUGUUCUCCGAGAACAACACGAGCCCGGCCGGCGAUGCGGUCGGUGGAGAUUGUAGAAAACAAAGCAGACCUCAACAAAGUGCAAAUGCCAACAGUAUGUCUUCCCAAGGAUGUUAUGAUGUCGACUCCUUGGUCAAGUCAUCGAAGCUUUCAGCCAGUGCUGCAGAGUUUGUCCCCUCUGGAAUUAACUCGUAUGAAGACCCCACUCAUUAUGAUGACAGUGAAGGGUAUUACGGUGAAUUAAACUUGGAUGAAAUGGUCAAAGACUUUCUUGAUCACCUGAGCUCCUCACCAGGGACCUUUGAGUCGGACAUUGAAUACAUAACUGGCAUGCUCAAUUCCUGCGUUACUACUGAAGCGUUGCUGAAGGAUCUGGUGGAACUGAUAUACAAAGAGUCCACUGCCAUUCCAAACUUUUCCUACACGGGUGCCAGACUCUGUAAUCACCUGUCUAAACAUCUCAAUGUCAGCCCACCAAGUGGCAACUUUCGUCAGCUGCUCCUGAAAAGGUGUCAAACAGAGUAUCAACAUAGAGAUGUAGCUGUUCGAGGGGAACCAGAGAUUCAAAAGAAGUUUCACUCCUAUGUGCUCUUUCUGGGGGAGCUCUAUCUGCACCUGGAGAUAAAGAGUGCUAAAGGACCUCCAAAAAGAGCAGAUAUCCUCCUCAUUGCUCUGAAAGACCUGAUGAACAGUCUGUUCUCCAACCCUGUGGAUUCAAACCUCAUCUGCGCUGUCAAACUUCUCAAGCUUACAGGCUCCGUCCUGGAUGAUACGUGGAAAGAGAAUGGACAGUCGCACAUGGAGGAACUGAUGCAAAGAAUAGAAACUGUAGUUCUGGACGCCACAUGCAGCAGGGAUGUUAGACAGAUGCUUUUAAAACUCGUGGAGCUGAGAUCAAGUGACUGGGGCAGAGUUCGUGCUGUUUCAGCAGCGAGUAACGCAACUCCAGACAACGACCCCAACUAUUUCAUGAAUGAACCUACAUUCUACACAGAAGAUGGCACACCUUUUACAGCAGCAGACCCAGAAUAUGCUGAGAAGUACCAAGAGAUCCUUGACAGACAAGACUACUUUGAUUUUUAUGGAGAAAAUGGAAAUGAUCUAUCUGACAUUGAAGACGAGAUGGAGCCUGAGAUGGAAGAAGCUUUUGAGAGAUUUUGUUUAGAAGCGGAGAAGAAACGGAAAAAAUGACACCCGAGUGAAAAGCAGUAAGACUCAACAGGCACAUACUGUAUUUUUCCAUCUUAACCUGCUGGAAUAUUAAAAAGCAAAAAAAAAACUAGCAGACUAUAGGCUCAAACGUUUAUUUUACUGCAAACAAGCAUUUUAACAAAAGGAGCUGUUCAUAGUUGCACUUCUGACACUUUUGUUCGGUCAGUGUUGAUUAGAAAACAGGGACAAUCGAUAGAAUAAUUGUUCAGAAUGUUUAUGAAUGGAGGCUUUUUUUUAGAAAUGGAAGUUUUCUCUUUGUUGUUUUGAAAUCUUUCAGCAAUUUAUCCAAUUUAUGCCUGAACUUGUUUCAAAGAGGGAAAUCGUGUGCUGUGAAUUUUUUAAAGGCUCUUUACUGAAAGGCAGACAUGUUUUAGAUUUAAUACCCAGUGCAAAACAUACAGGCCCCAAAAAUGCACUGUAGAUGGGGCAGGUGGUUGUUUUUACCGCCGCAUAAGUGCAUAUACAGCCUCUCUUUCCGCUGUGGUGACAUUGUGUGUCAUUUCAAAUUGCCAAUAUUAACCACUUCAUUCAAAGCUUUUCACCUGUUUAUAUCUGGCUGGAACUUACUGAAGUUGUCAGGAACUCUGUGAAAGUUUGUGCAGUUAGGAUGAUUCAUUAUAGCGCUAAGAAAGAAAAAUCUGUCACAAACGUGGACUUGAAUAUAGACAAAUAUUGUUUUUUAAUUUCUUUUGGGGGUAAAAAUCAAGAUCCUUGGACAUUUUAAGCACAUGCUUUACAAUCUCCAGAAUAGGGAGCAUCUACAUUCUGUUCAUUUCUCAAACCUAGCUUUUAAUAUGUACAUGUGUGAAAUCUGCAGCGGUCAGUGUGACAUACAAUAACUCAACUGCUUAAAGGUUAUCCUUGUUAUCUCUGAAAGACUACAAUACUGUUUAGCAGCAAUCCAUGGAACCCAUACAAAGGAAUGUUGCUCUGUAGUUUGUAAAUAUUAUUUAUAGUUUUCUUUGCCUGCAAUAAAUACUUUAUAAUGUGAGAUUUUA